Molecule: messenger RNA, 309 nt
Organism: Clunio marinus
Lineage: Eukaryota; Metazoa; Arthropoda; Insecta; Diptera; Chironomidae
Source: the annotation of a GenBank genome assembly
AUGAAUAAAGAUGAGGAACCUCUUAAUGGUAUCAUUUGUCAACCCAAUUCAAAAUUUUGUUUCAUUAAAUCGACAAAUGAUUUGGGAAUCUUAAGUUUAAAAUUAUUGCGUCAUGUAGCAGAAGCUUCUAUAAACACAAAACAAGAUCAAAAUACUAAUGAAUGUUCUCUACAUGUUAUUUAUACAUGUAAUGCAAAUAUCGAUAUUAAUUCAACCAUAACUUUGCGAUGUUUUUUGACACCUUCAAAGGAGAAACAAAAAGAACAACACGUGAAGACAAGUUUCGCUGUCAUUGAGACGAUUAGUUGA